GAAAAAGCAUUUUACAGUUUAAAAGUCUGAGAAGCGAUUCUCCACCACUUCCUCACUUUCUCUCUUCACUUUUUCUGUGUUCAUCUUCUCCCUUCUCACCGUUCUUCUCCUCAAUUCUCUUUUCACUGUUAAUCUUCUGAAUUGGGUCAUCUUCUCUGCUGUUCCUUCUUUUUUCUGUGUUUCUUCUUGUUUUCCUUCCUCAAGAAUCGAAUCGGAAACUGAAUCGUUAAUGAAACGAUUCAGUUCCGAUUCAUGUUACGAUUUGCACUACAAAACGAUUCAUCAAACGAUAUAUGAUAUAUAUAUCAUAUAUCACGGAGGAAGAAUUUUGUAAUGAAUCGAGAUUUUCGAAUCGUACUAUUCCAACGAUUUUCUAACUGAACUGCUUUGGCUGUAAACCUAAUUUUUUCGAUUCAUGUAAUAAUCAAAGUAGGUUUUGUUUUCUACCUUCAAUCGCCUUCUAUUUAUGUCAUAGAAAAUAUUAUCUGCUUCUGAUUAUAAUCUUAGACAUGGAGAAGGAUAGUAAAGUAGGUCCUCCUCCUAUCUCUCUGUUGGAUUUGCCGGAAUCCACCUUGGAUUUCAUUCUCAAGUUCCUUUCUCCAAUAGAUCUUUGCACAAUGUCAAAGGUGUGUGUUUUCUUGAAGGGUAAAUGUCAGAGUGAUGAGUUUUGGGAAAAUCACAUAAAGCAAAAAUGGGGAAGAGUGAUUGGUGAUGCUGUUUACAAGGAGUGGAAAAGGCACGUAGCAAUUGCCAAGGAUGGAGUUUUGUUGAAGAAUCAACACACCAAUCAAACUGCCUCAAUGGGUUCUUUUUCUGGUGUUUGGCCUAACCUAUUUCUUGCUUCAUACUUAGAAGAUUUCAAGGUCCUCAAUGGACAAAACUCAAACAACUUCAUGAUGUCUUUGUAUUUCUCUCUUGAGAAUGGUAGCUUUUGGUUUCCUGCUGAGGUCUACAUGGAUCUGGUGAUUUACAAUGCCUUGGUUAGCUAUGACUCACAAUCUAAUACCUUUCAAGCAAGGUAUCAAAAUCGAGAUUGGGGAUUUCUAGGGAGAAACAUUCAGUGCGCUAUGGUGAGAGCUCCCUCGGUUGAUACUCCUCCUUAUGUUAUACAUCUCUCUCAUUGUUUAGACACAUUGAAACCAGACGAUCGUAUUGAGAUUCAAUGGAGACCAGAUACACACUCUCCUUAUGAUUGGUGGUACGCUGUUAUUGGUCACUUGGACUCAUGUUCUCGAAAUUGUUGUCAGUGUCAUUACAGUGAUACAUUGAUACUGGAGUUCAGACAAUACCCUGAAGAAUCAAAAGAUAGAAGAAUAAAGUUGUGUAGAAAGAAGAACGAAGAACAAGGUGAUGAAAUAAUUGGCUACUAUGGAGGAAUUAGAAAGCUUGAGGAUGAGGAUGAGAUUCAAACAUGGAAUGGGCUCUUCCCCCUUCAAGUUCAGUUGCCGGAUGACUUGCCAAACUUUGAUGAUAUUGGCCUCUUAGAGGAUGAUGAAGAAUCAUUAAGCUCACAGGAUGACGUAGAACACUUUGGAGAUGAUGGCUUCUUAGAGGAUAAUGUGGAAUUAUUUCCCCCACAGGAUGAUGGUGAUGGUAGGAACCCUUCUGAGCAUGAUACAGAUGCUAUGAAAGGCUUUACCUUUGCUGAAGUUGGUUUUAUGCGCAAAUGCAAUAGCAAAGUUGUUUGCUGUCAUUUCUCUUCAGAUGGGAAAUUAUUAGCUAGUGCUGGACAUGACAAAAAGGUUGUUCUGUGGAACAUGGAGACACUGAAAACAGAGACAACUCCGGAGGAUCACAGUCUUAUUAUUACUGAUGUUCGCUUCAGACCGAAUUCAACUCAGCUGGCAACAUCUUCAUUUGAUAAAACUGUUCGGUUGUGGGAUGCUGCUAAUCCAACCUUUUCUUUGCAGGCAUAUAGUGGUCAUUCUUCGCAUGUUUUGUCCCUUGAUUUUCACCCAAGGAAAAAUGAUUUUUUCUGUUCCUGUGAUGAUAUCAAUGAGAUUCGUUUCUGGAAUAUUAGCCAAUAUUCUUCCAUCAGACGUUUUAAGGGAGGAUCUACCCAGGUGAGGUUUCAGCCGAGGGUUGGUCACCUUCUGGCUGCAGCAAGUGGGAGUUCUGUGUCUCUCUUUGAUGUUGAGACUUGUAGGCCGAUGCACACAUUUCAGGGACACUCUGCAGAUGUAUCUUUCGUCUGUUGGGAUCCAAACGGAGAUUACUUUGCAUCUAUGAGUCAAGAAUGUGUCAAAGUGUGGUCAAUUGCAACUGGGGAAUGCAUUCAUGAACUUAAUUCCAAUGGAAACAUGUAUCAUUCUUGUGUCUUUCACCCAAGCUACUCAACUCUCUUGAUUAUUGGAGGAUACGAGUCACUGGAGCUGUGGAACAUGGCUGAGGAUAAAUUGAUGACAAUUCCAGCUCAUGAGGGUGUGAUAUCUGCAUUAGCACAAUCACCCGUCACAGGGAUGGUUGCUUCUGCCAGCCAUGACAAAUCUGUAAAGAUUUGGAAAUAAAUUUUACUAUUUUAUGCUUCAAACAAACAGGGCUCUACAAAUUACGAUGAUAUUAUUAUUAGCUCCUUUCGUUUUAAUAUCCAAAAUGUAUGUUAUCCAACUUCGUUGUCUGUUUACUUAUUAGUAAAUGACACAAAUUAAUCAGUGAUGAAUAUAUAGUUAAUGAUAUUAAUUAGUUUGAGAA
This is a messenger RNA of Vigna angularis (adzuki bean), 2691 nucleotides long. Its product is annotated as transcriptional corepressor LEUNIG_HOMOLOG. The record is from RefSeq and is a predicted model, not a curated record. NCBI's taxonomy places the organism in Eukaryota, Viridiplantae, Streptophyta, Magnoliopsida, Fabales, Fabaceae. The transcript is spliced from 12 exons. The coding region runs from base 510 to 2507 and encodes 665 amino acids. Gene Ontology annotation, molecular function: protein binding; transcription corepressor activity.